AUGCUGCUGCCGCUGCUUCGGAGGAGCUGCUUCCCUUCUUCGUCUCCCGGAGGCGGCGGCGGCGGCGGCGGCGCGGAGCGCGUGGAGGGGGCGCGGGGGCCCGGGGCGCGCGGACGGCGGCCCGAGCGCGAGCCGUAUGCGUGCAUGGAUCCGGGCGCCGCGCUGCACCGGCGGCCCGCGGGCGGCGGCCUGGGCGCGGUCUCCCCGGCGCUGUCGGGCGGCCAGGCCCGCCGGAGGAAGCAGCCCCCCAGGCCGGCCGACUUCAAGCUGCAGGUCAUCAUCAUCGGCUCCCGCGGCGUGGGCAAGACCAGCCUGAUGGAGCGCUUCACCGACGACACGUUCUGCGAGGCCUGCAAGUCCACCGUGGGUGUUGACUUUAAAAUCAAGACUGUAGAACUAAGAGGGAAGAAAAUUAGAUUGCAGAUCUGGGACACAGCAGGGCAGGAGAGAUUUAACAGCAUUACCUCAGCCUACUACAGAAGUGCCAAGGGGAUCAUACUAGUAUAUGACAUCACCAAGAAAGAGACUUUUGAUGAUUUGCCAAAAUGGAUGAAGAUGAUUGAUAAGUAUGCUUCAGAAGACGCUGAGCUUCUCCUGGUCGGAAACAAGCUGGACUGUGAGGCAGACAGAGAGAUCUCCAGGCAGCAAGGAGAAAAGUUUGCACAGCAGGUAACUGGGAUGCGGUUCUGUGAGGCCAGUGCCAAGGACAACUUCAAUGUGGACGAGAUAUUUCUGAAGCUCGUUGAUGACAUUCUGAAAAAGAUGCCUCUUGACAUUUUGAGAAAUGAGUUAUCCAAUAGCAUCCUGUCUCUACAACCAGAGCCGGAGAUCCCACCAGAGCUGCCUCCGCCCAGACCACACGUCCGAUGCUGUUGAUUGGCUACUUGGAAGACAGUGCAGGCAAUUCCUAGAAGGGGGAAACCAUUCUGUUCUGCACUACAAUCAUGUGACAAUUUCCUUUCGCACUUUGUAACCCAAGUCAGCUCUACACUAACUUGUAAAUAUGCACAUAUGCAAUCCUGGGUAAGGUUAUAAGUUGCAUACUUCCCUUCAAAUUAUAUUUCCUCAUUUCCCCAGUGUCUAGUGUACAUACACUGGGAGACGUAGUACUUCUAAUAUGAAGAAUGGGAGAGGAGAAAGGCAUAAAAAUCUCUCCGUUACUAGAAAUGUCCUUGGUAAUUACACUACAAGGCAGACACUCCGGUGACAAGAGAGGACCUGGUGCUUCGCUUGCUGUUUCAAAGAAACUCUACAGAACUGAAGAUUUUUUGAAAAAGCUGACAUGACGACCACUUUUCGUUAUUUACGAGGCUUUCCAAGAUGUAGCAUCCUGAGGUUUGGAGUGUCUCUGCCCCAAAGCAAAGCUCCUUUCGCAGCCACCACAGAGGCUUUUUACAGGGUACAUAGUGAGAGGGUUUCCUAGGUAGAGGGCUGGACUGGACGUGGUCCUGUGGCUGCAGAAUCCUGUGGGUUUCCCUUUGGCUGUGAACUGCUCUAAGAAGGACAGAGAUUCGAUAGAGAAGGACUGUUGGGCUGGGAUUAUAGCUCAGUGUUUGAGCAUUUGCCCAUCAUACAUGAGGCCCUGGGUUCAGUCCCCAGCAUCACAAGGAAAAGGAAAAAAAAAAGAAAGAAAGAAAAGAAAAAAAAGAAAUAAAAAUAAAGAAGCAUUUUUAAACUAUAGAAAAGAUUUUAAACCAUACUGCUGUCCUACACAAAUCCUGUUUAAGGGGAUUUUAAGAGCUACAUUUUAGUAUAUCAAAGAAUACACAUGCAUUUGCCUAAAACAUUCUGUAUCUUUGUAAUGAUAAACUUCUCCCCUUGAUGGUGAAGCUUAUUCCUAUUAAGCCUAGACUGUGUUCAAGUUUUUUGUUAUUUUUUGGGUUUUUCCCCCCUUUGGUCUGAUAAGGAAUUUGUGAACUCUGUCUUUGGUAUAUCUUUUCUUAAACUGCACUGUUUUGUUUAGUCAGGGUAAAUAAGUACAUAUUGAAUAACUUGCUGUGUCCUGAGUGUUGUGGUAUGAGAAGCAUCGUGGUCUUUCUACACUAAUGAAGUGCAAAUAAAAUUUUGUAUUUAUGAAUGACA
This is a messenger RNA of Psammomys obesus (fat sand rat), 2082 nucleotides long. RefSeq names its product RAB12, member RAS oncogene family (gene Rab12). Lineage: Eukaryota; Metazoa; Chordata; Mammalia; Rodentia; Muridae. Gene Ontology annotation, biological process: regulation of exocytosis; protein secretion; cellular response to insulin stimulus. The record is from RefSeq and is a predicted model, not a curated record. Gene Ontology annotation, cellular component: endosome; synaptic vesicle; trans-Golgi network transport vesicle. Gene Ontology annotation, molecular function: GTPase activity; GTP binding. Bases 1 to 876 code for a protein of 291 amino acids. The transcript has 6 exons.